Molecule: messenger RNA, 1611 nt
Organism: Cladophialophora yegresii CBS 114405
Lineage: Eukaryota; Fungi; Ascomycota; Eurotiomycetes; Chaetothyriales; Herpotrichiellaceae
Exons: 1
Coding region: 1-1611 (536 amino acids)
Cellular component (GO): cytoplasm
Source: RefSeq, a predicted model, not a curated record
AUGGGCCAGCGACAAUCUACUGGCAAUGCCACUCAAGACGAGGCGCCAGCGAAGGCAGACUACUACGACCUACUUGGCGUGGAAAGGACAGCGACCGAUGACGAGAUCAAGAAAGCCUACCGCCGGAAAGCCCUUGAGUUACACCCCGACCGAAACUAUGGCAACGUGGAAGAAACCACCCGACUGUUUGCUGAAGUCCAGUCUGCCUACGAAGUCCUCUCAGAUCCACAAGAAAGAGCAUGGUACGACUCACACAGAGACGUUCUACUACGCGGAGACGGGGCCGCUGGCUCCGGCUGGGAUGAGUUUUCAUACAACAUUCGCAUGACGACGACGGAAGAUGUGCUGAAACUGAUGAUGAAGUUUAAUGGUCGUGUGGAAUUCAGCGACGCGCCUAGCGGCUUUUUUGGUGGCCUAGAUGACUUCUUCAAGCAGCUAGCCAAGGAGGAAGACAUUGCAUGCCAGUGGGAAAACGAAGACUCCAUGGACUACCCAGAUUUCGGACACCGCGACGACGAUUAUGAAGAUGUGGUUCGGCCUUUCUACGCUGCAUGGACUGGGUUUGCUACGAGAAAGAGUUAUGCCUGGAAAGAUCAAUAUCGGUUGUCAGAUGCACCAGACAGAAGGAUUCGCAGGCUGAUGGAGAAGGAGAACAAGAAGAUACGGGAUGAGGCCAUCCAAGAAUACAACGAGGCCGUGCGUACCCUCAUCGCCUUUGUUCGAAAACGGGAUCCUCGCGUACAGAACAACCAAGUUUCCGAAGCUGAAAGGCAAAAGGCGCUCCGAGAAGCGGCUGCAGCACAGGCCGCGAGAUCAAGAGCAGCACGGCAGGCCAAGUUUCAAGGAUCCGGAGAAGAUGCCAUACCAGACUGGGCCAAGUCAAGGACAAAAGAUCAACACGAAGGAGGCUUCUCGAGUGAGUCUGAAAUCGAAGAACACGAGUAUGAUUGCGUGGUCUGCGACAAGACCUUCAAAAGCGAGCCCCAGUUCAUAGCACAUGAGAAGAGCAAGAAACACGUCAAACUACUGAAACAACUUCAGAAGGAGAUGCGGGUUGAAGGUGACAAGCUCAAUCUGGAUAGUGAACACACUGCUGCGGAGCACGGUGGUGCAGAUGUCGAUGCAGAUCAAGUCGCCAGAGUCUCUGAAGACUCGCCGGCUCAACAGGCACACAUAUCUGAAGGCGUGUCUGAUCCCGACGACGUAGACCCAACAGAUGAGAAACGCGGCACUGCGACGACGGAGAAGGACAUUGGGGUUUCUGAUGCCUAUCCAGAUGAAAACGGCGAUUACGCACCCCGAUCGGAUGUCGAAGACCGCCUGGCCCAAGAACCUUUCGAGAAGGCCUCUGUGACACUCGAGGAUUUGAGCUUGUCUGGCACUCCCGUUCCGUCCGACCCCGAACAAACAGGUCAGCCAAAGGUCGGUAAAGCAAAGCAGAAGAAAGCCAAAAAGGCUGCGCGGAAAGCUGCAGCGGAGUUCCAGUGUGUCGUAUGCAAGGCCGAGUUUCCUUCAAAGACGCGAUUAUUCAACCAUAUUGAGGAGGAGAAUCAUGCUGCUCCAUUGACCCAGGUAAAACCGGUCAAGGGUGGAAAAGGGAAGAAGAGAUGA